Messenger RNA from Glycine soja, 672 nucleotides. Its product is annotated as TMV resistance protein N-like. Lineage: Eukaryota; Viridiplantae; Streptophyta; Magnoliopsida; Fabales; Fabaceae. Bases 73 to 672 code for a protein of 199 amino acids. The record is from RefSeq and is a predicted model, not a curated record. Gene Ontology annotation, biological process: signal transduction. The transcript has a single exon.
GCUCCCUUUAUUGUGACAUUCUUUUGCUGAUCAAAACAAGUACGAGCCAGAUACAGUUCGUGAUCAGAUUCAAUGGCAUAUUCUUCUUCCGGAGCUUCUCAAAUAAAAUAUUUUUUUCUUCUUCUUUGUGAUCUCUUGCUUGUCUCGGGAUUGACGGGUGAAAUAUCAGUGCAAAUAUCAGAUAAUAUUCCUCGAAUAAAGUAUGAUGUUUUUGUUAGCUUCAGGGGCGAGGACAUCCGUCAAGGUUUUCUUGGUUAUUUGACAGAGGAUUUUCAUCAAAAGCAGAUACAUGCCUUCAUAGAUGAUAAACUUGAGAAGGGAGAUGAAAUAUGGCCAUCACUUGUUGGAGCAAUUCAAGGAUCAUUGAUUUCCUUGACCAUAUUCUCUGAAAACUACUCCUCUUCGCGUUGGUGUCUAGAAGAACUUGUGAAAAUAAUUGAGUGCAGGGAGACAUAUGGACAAACUGUGAUACCUGUUUUCUACCAUGUAAAUCCCACAGAUGUACGGCAUCAAAAGGGGAGUUAUGAAAAAGCUCUUGCUGAACAUGAAAAGAAAUAUAAUUUGACAACAGCGCAAAAUUGGAGACAUGCUUUGAAUAAAGCUGCUGAUUUAUCAGAAAUCAGUGCUCUAUUUUGUUUUUCUCUGUUUAUGUUUACUUCCUCUCAAAUAUAA